Messenger RNA from Dermochelys coriacea (leatherback sea turtle), 1783 nucleotides. It is a transcript of the gene TBXA2R, whose product is annotated as thromboxane A2 receptor. Gene Ontology annotation, cellular component: plasma membrane. Gene Ontology annotation, biological process: inflammatory response; adenylate cyclase-activating G protein-coupled receptor signaling pathway; positive regulation of blood pressure. The record is from RefSeq and is a predicted model, not a curated record. Lineage: Eukaryota; Metazoa; Chordata; Testudines; Dermochelyidae. Gene Ontology annotation, molecular function: thromboxane A2 receptor activity.
CUGAAUGGCCCCAGAUCUAGUGAGAAGAAAAUAGGCAGAGGAGUCUGGACUGAGUGGCAGUUCCUUCUGGUAAAUGCCAUGGCUGUUGUUGAACCUUACCCUGGAAUUGCUACAGGAGCGGUUAAAAACACCCAUAAAGUGCUGACUGUAACCCUGGUUUAGUUUCAUAUUAGAAGGGCUCUAGGAUCCUGCACCUUGUCCUAGGCUUUGGGAAACCAGAUGCCAGGAAGCUCAGUCAUUAGCAGGUGGGAGGAGCUAAAGCUUUUGGCGUUGGUAGCUGUUUCUGAGGCAGCAGGAGGUCCCAGCAGAGCCAGCGAGCGCGGGGGUGUUUGGGCAGAGUAGGAUCUGUGCCUCCUGGGCUGGCAGACCAACCUGGGUACCUCCUGCUGCUUCUCUGGUGAACGAGUGAGUUGGCAGGAGUGAGGCUGGCACGGGGCAGUGCCCAGCCCCCAGGAGAAGGCCCCACCAGGCUGUGGAGCCCAGCUAUAGGGAAGCCUGAGGCUGGGCUGCAGAGAUGCCGUGUAUGUUGGGGGAGCUGCCCUGCCCGUGGCCAGGGAUGGAGGCCAAUGGCAGCCUGGCCAGCGAGAUGGGCUCGUGCUUCCGCAGCGCCAACCUCAGCACCAACCUCAGCGAGAACGGCAGGAAGCUGAUUGUCUCACGCUGGUUCUCCACUGCCUUUGGUAUCAUUGGCCUUGCCUCCAACCUCUUUGCCCUCUGUGUGCUGGUCAGCUCCUCCCGGAAGAUGCACAGCCGCGCCCGUUCCUCCUUCCUCAUCUUCCUCUGCGGCCUGGUGGUGACGGACUUCCUUGGCCUGCUGGUGACCGGGACCAUCAUCAUCUCGUACCAUUUCACCAAGUUCGACUGGAUGGUGGUCGACCCUGCUUGCUACCUCUGCAACUUCCUUGGCCUCUCCAUGGUCUUCUUCGGCCAGUGCCCGCUGCUGCUGGGCGCCACCAUGGCCGGGGAGCGCUUCUUUGGCAUCAACCGCCCCUUCUUCUACUCCACCAGCAUGUCCAAGCGCCGAGCCUGGUUCAUGGUAGGCAUGGUCUGGGCCUUCUCCUUCUCCCUGGGACUCCUGCCCAUCCUGGGCCUGGGGGACUAUACCCUGCAGUAUCCCAACUCCUGGUGCUUCAUCACUCUGCUGCAUGAUGCCAAGAACGUCACCUUCUGCCUGAUCUUCGCCCUGCUGGGCAUCCUGGCCGUAGGCCUCUCUUUCCUCUUCAACACGGUCAGCGUGGUGACGCUCUGCCGGGUCUACCAUGACCGCGAGCCAGUGCAGAGGUGGCGGGACAGCGAGGUGGAGAUGAUGGUGCAGCUGGUGGGCAUUAUGAUCAUUGCCACCGUCUGCUGGUUACCCCUGCUGAUAUUUAUCAUCCAGACGGUCCUGCAGGAGCCCACCCCCAGCUUGCUGCCCCGACAGAUCCCACGGAAGACCGAGGAGAUGCUGCUGAUCUACAUGCGCAUGGUCACCUGGAACCAGAUCCUGGACCCCUGGGUCUACAUCCUCUUCCGCAGGGCUGUGCUGAAGCGCAUCUACCCCAGCCUCAAGACAUGGCCCUCCAUCGUCUCCCUCUACCCUAUUCUCAACCCCUCGCUGCGCAGCAAGUUCACUCAGGAGUCCGUGCUGCAGUAGCGGAGGGCAUCUGGGCAGACAGUGAGCAACGGGCCCAGAGUAGGCACUGCCAGGGCCACCUGCUCAGGGGGGCACGAGGGGGAGACAAGCCCCAGCCCUGGACUCAGCCUGCCCCAGGGACAGCAAGUUUGGGUUAGCACCUGCACCAAU